CCCCCGCUGAUCUCGUACUCAGGAUGCCGUGCCAUAAUCAGCAAUUGAACAAUGUCAGCAGUGGCCAGGAGCACCCAAUGAAGCAAGUACGGUUUGUAAACAGCAGCAGCAGCAGCAGCAGCAGUGUCCCCUCAGUGCUGACCAGCUCUGAACCAAGUGAUGCCACCGCACAGCCUGUCAGCCAGGACAACCUGGGACCUCAGCUCAAACUGCUUCCUCUGAACGACCAGAUCCGGGAAUUACAGACUAUAAUCAGAGACAAGACAACCAGCAGAGGAGAUUUCGUGUUUUGUGCCGACAGACUGAUCAGACUAGUAGUUGAAGAGGGCUUGAAUCAGCUCCCCUACUCAGAGUGCACUGUGACCACGCCAACAGGUUACAAGUAUGAAGGUGUCAAGUUUGAAAGAGGCAACUGUGGCGUCAGCAUUAUGAGGAGUGGUGAGGCCAUGGAGCAGGGCCUCCGGGACUGCUGCCGCUCCAUCCGCAUUGGCAAGAUCCUCAUCCAGAGCGAUGAGGAGACACAGAAAGCCAAGGUCUACUACGCCAAGUUCCCCCCAGACGUGUACAGAAGAAAAGUGCUGCUCAUGUACCCUAUCCUUAGUACAGGGAACACGGUGAUCGAGGCAGUGAGGGUGCUGAUAGAGCAUGGAGUCCAGCCCAGACAUAUUAUCCUCCUCAGCCUCUUCUCCACGCCUCAUGGAGCCAAAUCUAUAAUCCAGGAGUUCCCAGAUAUCACCAUCUUGACCACAGAGGUUCACCCAGUCGCUCCGACACAUUUUGGACAGAGGUAUUUUGGCACUGACUAAAGGGGCAACCUGAGGAACAUGAUCUGCAAUCUGUUGUGACUGUAUGUUGUUGCUUAUUUAAAUGUGUCUCAUGUUCUCCUUGUUGUGCCAAAAACUGUGACUUUAUCUCCAAAGUUCUAGACGGAUGAAAAAUUAUUAAUCAGAUUGUAUUUAUAUUACUGUGUUUUUUUUGCGGCAUAUAGUCAUGAUAUAGAAAGAAAACAGCACUGAACCAUGUAAAGAGUUCAACUUGGAGCAUUUUAUUUUGCAUGUUACAACAACUGAUGGAUCAAUAAAGAAUUUAUAUUUGUUAACAGACAGAACAGCAAAUGAAACAGUGUCAA
Xiphias gladius (swordfish) is the source of this 1129-nucleotide messenger RNA. RefSeq names its product uracil phosphoribosyltransferase (FUR1) homolog (S. cerevisiae) (gene uprt). The coding region runs from base 24 to 806 and encodes 260 amino acids. The record is from RefSeq and is a predicted model, not a curated record. The transcript has 7 exons. NCBI's taxonomy places the organism in Eukaryota, Metazoa, Chordata, Actinopteri, Istiophoriformes, Xiphiidae.